AUGCUGGAAGACAUCACACCAUCUCCAGACCUGGAGGCUCUCACAGCCAACUACCCAAUCCUCUCCGUCUACCUCCCGCCCUUCUUCAGCGCCUUCAUCUACCUUUGGCUAUCCGGCCAGGCCAUCCGGUGGUUCUGCUUCACCAUGAACAGCCUGCAGUGCGUCUACAUGUACCUCUUCCCCCACUGUCUCUGGCUUCGCCGCCUGACGCGGAGGGUGCUCAAGCAAAACCUCAACGACACGAGACACUCUCCCUUCUACGGAGUCGACACGUUUUGUUUUCUCCUUUACGACAUAGAAUCCGUCGGUGAUGAUGCGAGGAGGAAGCUUUGCGCCAUUCUGUCUGCUGCGGAACGCGAGCGAAUAGUUGAUGCGGAGGACGCGCAGGAGGUGCCGUGGUGGGAUUAUCUCCCCUGGCGAAUCGUCCAGGCCAUGAAGCCCAGGACCAUUCUCAGACUUUCCCGACGUCUAUCUACCACUGAGCCCGUCUCGAUCAUCUACGGCGAAGAGACCUGGUUCGAAAGCCCGCCACCAGAAGAGAACCUGCCAUUACUCUUGGACAAGAAGAUACUAGCCCUGAUAUCACAGCCAGUUAGUUCAUCCCAACGAACGGACGCCAUGAACGAAGUCACGAGCAACCUCAACGCCCUACGUCACGACCUGGCACAACAAAUCCACGCCGCCCGCCGGCCCCGCCAGUUCACCCCCUCUCAAUUCGCAAAAUGUAUCGAAUGGGCUUGGACAUCCAACCCUUAUCUCGUCGACUUCCAGAAACGUUACAAAGUGCCCAACUGGGGCGUACCAGUCCCGAUCGGCCUGUUCGCAGCCGACGCCGACACCCGGUCCCGGAUUUUCAGGCCCCACAAUCCGGACCCGAGGGGCAACAGUGUUCGGAUCUCAGUGGAUCCUGAAGCCGGCGCGGCGCGGAUCGAGUUAGAUGAAGACUCUCCCAGUUUUGUGAGAAACUUGGAGGGCACUGUCAAUGAGUUCCGAGUGCUUCACGUAGAGCUCCUCACGUCUUUCAAGGAACUCUUCAAACCGGACGAGAAUCCUUUCACUGAGGCCACGAGGUAUUCGCAUCCCCGGGAAGAGCAGCGCAAGGCGCCUCAGACGCUGGAGGACAUCGUGCAAGAGGCAUUUCGAAGAGUUGCGAAGAGCACUGGUGAGAAGAUGGACUCCGAAAGGAACAUCUUGGAUCACUGGAGGGCGCUCAAGGCCUGGCGCCCCAAGUCUUUUGAUGAGCGCGACCGGUUCUCGCCGCUCCCUCCCCUGACUGAGAGAGUUUUCUGA
This is a messenger RNA of Colletotrichum karsti, 1290 nucleotides long. RefSeq lists its product as uncharacterized. The transcript is spliced from 2 exons. Bases 1 to 1290 code for a protein of 429 amino acids. NCBI's taxonomy places the organism in Eukaryota, Fungi, Ascomycota, Sordariomycetes, Glomerellales, Glomerellaceae. The record is from RefSeq and is a predicted model, not a curated record.